This is a messenger RNA of Penicillium chermesinum, 321 nucleotides long. RefSeq lists its product as uncharacterized. NCBI's taxonomy places the organism in Eukaryota, Fungi, Ascomycota, Eurotiomycetes, Eurotiales, Aspergillaceae. Bases 1 to 321 code for a protein of 106 amino acids. The record is from RefSeq and is a predicted model, not a curated record. The transcript has a single exon.
AUGCCUACCGCACUUGGAUGCCUUCAAAAGGUCAGCUCCUGGCGGAUCACUGGAUCGGCUCUCUUCGAUGGCAUUCCAUACUCGUUUGAUUCACCAGUCUCUCCAUAUAUGCCGAAUUUUGAUUUUAUCACGGUUACUAUUGAAUAUAAUGAGGAGGGCGAUCUGAAAGGCGAGCAUUCAUGGAGUGGCAAAUUCGAAACCGACACCUUCCAGCUCACGGCCGACAAUGGACUCACAAUUAAGGGUCGCCUUAACCCUGGUAUUCCGGCUGAAUCUGCACGUGCUGUCAAGGGUACCCUUGUGUGGAGAAACUUGAGUUGA